AUGAAGUUUUCCGCCACUUUUCUGGCCGCAUUGGCGGGCCUCACCCUCACCUAUGCCGCUCCAACGCCCGGCUCUAAGCAAGUACGCUCACCAGACAACGAUGCUGAGGCGAUCUUCAAUGCAGAGUACAUUGCAUUGAGUGAAGCGGGUAAAGACGCCCAAGCGGAUUCCGAGGCCAUUUUCAAUGCUGAGUAUAUUGAAGCCAGUGAUGACGCCGAGGCCAUCUUCAACGCUGAAUACAUCGCGUUGAGCGAGGCCGGGAAGGAUGAAGAUGUCAAUGCUGAAGCCGAAGCUAUUUUCAACGCUGAGUACAUCGCCUUGAGCGAGGCGGGCAAAGAUGCAGAGUAACUGGAGCGCGAGCAUCAUGACCGAAAUCGCUGGUCCUAAGG
Trematosphaeria pertusa is the source of this 389-nucleotide messenger RNA. RefSeq lists its product as uncharacterized. The record is from RefSeq and is a predicted model, not a curated record. The transcript is spliced from 5 exons. NCBI's taxonomy places the organism in Eukaryota, Fungi, Ascomycota, Dothideomycetes, Pleosporales, Trematosphaeriaceae. The coding region runs from base 1 to 348 and encodes 115 amino acids.